Molecule: messenger RNA, 708 nt
Organism: Acanthoscelides obtectus
Lineage: Eukaryota; Metazoa; Arthropoda; Insecta; Coleoptera; Chrysomelidae
Source: the annotation of a GenBank genome assembly
AUGGAACUCAACCGAGAACAUUUUCGCGCCAUAAUUUAUUACAACUUUCAGUCGACAAUUUCCCGUUGUCAUAGCGACGAUUCUAGGGUGGGUGCACCAAAAAUGGCAGUCACCCAGGAAAACGUCGAUGCUGUGCGCAAACUCAUCAUUGAAGAUAGACAUGUGACAUAUCGCGAGAUUGAGGCGUCCUUGAAGAUCUCAAAGACCUCAAUUCAAAAAAUUUUACAUGAAGAAUUAGGAGUAAGAAAAUUAGUUUCUCGUUGGAUACCCCACCUGGUUAAUUGGUGUCAAAAAACGCUUGACCGUGAAGAAAAGCCAACAAAAGUCAUCCCAGGUCAUAUUGCAACAAUUCCUCUUAAUGAGCAAAGAACUGUUACUGCGGAUUUUUAUACCACCAUUUGCUUGCCAAAAGUCAUCACUGAGCUUCGAAAAAUCAACCCCGAAAGAAGAAUCAUCCUCCACGAAGACAAUGCAAGCUCGCACACAGCCCAAAAAACAAGGCAGCAUUUAACGGAAGAAAACAUGGAAUUAUUGGACCAUCCUCCAUAUAGUGCCGAUCUAAGUAAUAGCGAUUUCUUUACUUUUCCGAAAAUUAAAAACAGACAGCGUGUACAAAGAUUCCAGUCACCAGAAGAAGCAGUUGACGCAUUCAAAAAUGCCGUUUUGGAUCUGCCAGCAAGCGAGUGGAAUAAGUGCUUCGAAAAUUGA